Messenger RNA from Aspergillus alliaceus, 3837 nucleotides. Its product is annotated as ABC transporter ATP-binding protein. The record is from RefSeq and is a predicted model, not a curated record. Gene Ontology annotation, cellular component: membrane. Gene Ontology annotation, molecular function: ABC-type transporter activity; ATP hydrolysis activity; ATP binding. Bases 1 to 3837 code for a protein of 1278 amino acids. Lineage: Eukaryota; Fungi; Ascomycota; Eurotiomycetes; Eurotiales; Aspergillaceae. The transcript has 5 exons. Gene Ontology annotation, biological process: transmembrane transport.
AUGACCUUAUCGCAAGUUGAUAUGAGCUCAGAGGAGCGUACGCAAGCUGUUCUUCAAAGGCAACUGUAUGGCCUACCCAAUGACGAUAGAGGCAGGCUGAAAAUAGUUACCUAUGCAACGAAGCUUGACAAGGCCAUCCUUUGCUUCAGUUCGGCCUGCGCGAUUAUUGCAGGUGCCUUGAACCCUCUUGUUCCCGUUAUAUAUGGCCUCCUCGUGGGUAUCUUUAACGGUUUCACCACGGGAUCCGUAGAUGCUGCCGAGUUGCGGUCGAAGAUUUCGACGUUCAGUCUGUACUACGUCUAUCUCAGCAUUGGCCUUUUCAUUUUUACGUACCUGGCUACGGUCGGAUUCUAUUACAGCGGGGAACGGAUCACCCGGGCUUUCCGGGUCGCAUACCUCUCUGCUAUCUUGCGUCAGAAUAUGGCUUUUUUUGAUGUUCUCUCCCCCGGUGAGAUCUCGAACCGCAUCAUGUCCGACAUGGGUAUCCUCCAAGAAGCCAUAACAAGUAAAGCUUCAAUCAUGCUGAGCGCAAUCGCCACUUUUUGUGCGGCUUUUAUUAUUGCCUUCGUCAUGUACUGGAAAACUGCUCUGAUAUUAACUCCAUUUUUUGUCGCCAUGCUCCUGAUGUUCUCCGUCGGCGGCACGUAUACUGUCAAGCACCAAAAACAAUCCCGGGAAAAGUACGGUUACGCAGCUGGUAUCCCCGAAGAAGCCUUCGGUGCUAUCAGACAAGUAGCCGCCUUCGGGAUGCAGACUUUUGUGCGACAACGCUAUUCUCUGAGCUUAGAUCAAGCCGCACGAGCGGAGAGGAAAGCGCAGAACAUGGUGGCGGGUCUGGUGGCGUCAAUGAACGCCAUGCCAUGUCUUAUCUAUGCGCUCUCGUUCUGGGCAGGUUCGAUCUUCCUGGUGAAAGGUGAGAUGUCUGUGACUGAUAUUACUACAACUACACUGGCUGUAACGAUCGGCGUGUUUGCCAUAAUUAGGAUCGCACCAUCCCUGCAGGCGCUAACUUCCGGGAUCGCCAUUACGGGGUCACUACUAGAAACUAUUGCUAGAAGGUCCCCACAAGAUCCUUUAGUAGCAGAUGGUGAGAAACCAACCAGUUUUGGGGGCGACAUUCUGUUCGAUCAUGUGGAUCUUGUCUACCCAUCGAGAGGCCAUGCCAAAGUGUUGGACCGCGUCACUUUGAAAUUCCCCGCGAACAAGAAGACAGCCAUAGUUGGCCCUUCUGGGGGAGGUAAAAGUAGCAUUCUUGGUCUUAUCGAAAGAUUCUAUGAGCCAACACAUGGGGCAAUUACUAUCGACGGACAAGAUAUCCACGCCCUCAACCUGCGCUGGCUCCGGCAACAGAUAGGUUUAGUUGACCAGGAUCCAAUCCUCCUCGACGUUUCUAUACUCGACAACAUCUUUUACGGAUGUUCCGAUGUCAAUAAUAAAGCUUCGGACAGCACGCGGCUCGAGAGAGUCGUCGACGCUGCCAAGAAGGCUUAUGCGCAUGACUUUAUCAUGGCAUUACCUAACGGUUAUCAGACUCGAGUAGGCGACAAGGGGCUCCAACUCUCAGGGGGCCAGCGACAGAGGAUUGCCAUUGCCCGUGCUCUUGUUCGAGACCCAAGAAUUCUUCUUCUGGAUGAAGCAACCUCCGCGUUGGACACUUCGUCGGAGAAGAGUGUACAAGCAGCUAUAGACGCCGCAGCAGAGCAGCGUACAACUAUUAUUAUUGCUCAUAGGUUGUCUACUAUUAGGAAUGCUGACUCAAUCGUUGUGCUAGCUCAGGGCAAAGUCGUAGACCAAGGGACUCAUGUCGAGCUCAUGGCUCGAAAUGGUUUAUAUGCUGAGCUGAUUGAGAAGCAACAGAUUAAAGAAAAGGGUCAAAAUGCAUCAAUCUCGUUGCACUCUGAUGAUUAUGGGGUUAAUGCGAUUCUAAAAGAUAGUCCAGACCAUGGUUCCAAAUCAAAUGAUGAAAAGACUAGUGCAUCUUGUACUGCCCAGGUUGAGGAGACACCCAAGAAGGAGACUUCUUACAACCCAAGUGCGAGAGGAGCAAUGUCAUUCAUUUUCUUCAUGAGUAGACCAGACUGGAAACUUCUGCUUAUUGGUCUCGCAUGUGCAAUACUUGCAGGAUUGGAAAUCCCAGUACAAUCCAUAUUCUUUGCAAAGCUACUAACCAUCACUGGGUUACCUCAAGCGCAGUACGUUCAACUGAGGCACGCUGUUGAUCUGUGGACCGGUCUCUAUGUCGCUCUUGCAGCGGCAGGAUUCAUACUCUGGUUGGGGCUCGGAAUGACUCUGUCGUGUGCAACGCAGAAACUGUCCCGGCGAGUUCGCGAGAUCUGCUGCCAUCGUAUAACAGUACAGGACAUGGCUUUCUUCGACAAAGCCAAAAACUCACCAAGUGCGCUUUCGAGCGUGCUCUCAAAAAGUACUGACGAUCUUGCUGGUAUGGGGGGCCCGGUCCUGGGCGGCAUUUUGACCUUCAUUUCCACUAUCGUUGGGGGUAUAGCGGUCUCAUUGGCCAUCGGCUGGAAGUUGGGUCUUGUUUGUACAGCAACGAUACCUGUUGUUGUUGCUUGCGGUUGGUUGCGCCUCCAGGUGCUUGCAGCAUUUGACGCUCGAAUUAGGCAGAGCGGAGUGGAUUCGUCCGCAUACGCAGGACAAAUAGUGCGCUCUAUGCGAACCGUCGCUUCAUUGGGCCUUGAGGAGCAGGCUCUUACGCUUUACGACGGAUUCCUAGCUAAGCGAGCAGCGAGGUCUCUCCAAUCCAUACUCGUAGCCUCGGGGCUCUACGCUGCGUCACAAUCCGUUGUGUACCUAUGCGCCGCCCUUGCGUUCUGGUACGGUGGAACACUGAUUGCGAACCGCGAAUACUCCGAUUUUCAGGUCUAUGUAUGUUUUGUCAGUCUGAUAUCGGGCUCUCAAAUUGCCGGGUCGAUCUUCACCUUCGCACCUGACGCCGGCAAGGCGAUACACGCGGCCCAGGAGCUUCGGUGUAUAGUGGAGCUCAAUGAUCCCGAGAAUGAAGUGCGGCGGCGGCCUGCAGAGUCUGACAUCCUGGAGCACAAGAGAACAGAACACGAGCUUCUUCACGGCCUUGACCCGUGUCAAGUGAUCUUUAAGAAUGUGUCUUUUGCGUAUUCCUCUAGACCAAACAAACAUGUUUUGGACAAUUUUACGAUUUCUAUUGAGCCUGGGCAGACACUCGCUUUGGUUGGCCCGAGUGGCAGUGGAAAAAGCACAUGCCUUUCUCUGCUCGCACGAUUCUACCCAUUCCAUCACGGGCAGAUCCUCGUUGAUGGACAUGAUAUACGUAACCUGGAUCUAAACGCUUAUCGAUCGGCAAUUUCACUAAUCAGCCAAGAACCCGUUAUUUUCUCCGGUACCAUGAGAGAAAAUAUUGCGGUGGGUUUAGUAGGACAAGAAGUCAGCGACGACGACGUUCUGGCCGCGUGCAGACAAGCUAAUAUUCUUGACUUUGUUCACUCUCUCCCUGAUGGAUUGUCGUCGAUAGUUGGUAUAGGCGGCAGCAUGCUUAGUGGAGGGCAGAAACAACGCAUCGCUAUCGCGCGUGCAUUCCUGCGCAAGUCCAAGCUUUUACUACUAGACGAAGCCACGUCGGCGUUGGAUAGUGAGUCGGAGGCUGUCGUACAGGCGGCCAUCGAUGAGGUCAAAAAGAACCGUACUACCAUUACGGUCGCCCAUCGUUUGAGCACAGUCAUGAAUGCCGACGUAAUUUGCGUGAUGCGUGAAGGAUCUGUAGCCGAGAUUGGCAACGCCAAACAGCUUAUGGCAAGACGCGGGCUGUUUUGGGAGAUGGUAGGCAUGCAGAGCCUGGAUUGA